AGCUUGUCAUUUAGUUCUAAUAAGUUUUGUCACUAGGGACCUAUAUCUCAAGGCCCCAAAAAAAAAUUAAUAGAUCAAGCAUGAAGCAAAAAACAUUUCUCUGCACAACUCUCUCUCUCAUCGUCUUCCUCACACAGCACUUUCUCUCUCACGCAGUACGGUGCCACCCAGAGGACAAAAAAGUGCUCCUCCAAAUCAAACAAUCCUUCAACAACCCCUACCACCUCGCCUCGUGGGAUCCCGCCACCGACUGCUGCUACUGGUACGUGGUGGAGUGCGACCGGAAAACCAACCGGAUCAACGAGCUCCACCUCUUCGCCGCCAACGUCUCCGGCCAUAUCCCUGCCGCCAUCGCCGGACUCACCUACCUCGAAACCCUAACCCUCCACAAAAUCACCGACCUCACCGGCGCGAUUCCUCCGGCGCUCACCAAACUCACUAAUCUGAAAAGGCUGACCAUCAGCUGGACCAACAUCUCCGGCGAGAUCCCGCCGUUCCUCAGCCAGCUCAAAAACCUAACGUUUCUCGAUCUGUCGUUCAACAACCUCAGCGGCGGAAUACCUCCGUCUCUGUCGCAGCUCCGGAGCCUCUACGGGCUGAGAUUGGACCGGAACAAACUCACGGGUCCCAUACCCGAUUCGUUUGGGGAUUUGAGCCCGAGUUUGCAGUACCUGCACCUGUCGCACAACCAGAUCUCGGGUCGGGUCCCCACCAAUUGGGGCGGGUUGAACUUCACUUGGAUCGAGCUGCAGCGGAAUCGGAUCGAAGGAGAUGUAUCGGUGUUGUUUGGGAAGAAUAAAACCGUACAGGUUGUCGAUUUCUCUAGGAAUUUGUUGGAUUUCGAUAUUUCGGAGGCUGUGAUUGGAUUUCCGGAGAGUUUGAGGGUUUUGGAUUUGAGCCAUAAUAGGAUAACGGGAAGUUUGCCGGAGGGGUUAACGGAGUUGGAGAAUCUGUAUAUGAAUGUGAGCUAUAACAGACUGUGUGGACGGAUUCCGUUCGGCGGGAGGCUGCAGUUACUGGAUUUCACUUCCUAUCUUCAUAAUCGAUGCUUGUGUGGUGCACCCUUGCCUAAUGAUUGCAAAUGAUUUUUUUUUUUCGGAUAAAUUACGGCCUCCGAGAUAAUGUCAAAUUACAAAAAAUCACUCAUGUUUUGGUAAUUACAAUCAUCCUUAAUAUGAAUCGUCUUACAAGUCCAUUAUCGCGACGUCAAAUUUAGUGGAAUCUUUUAUAUUAUGUGAAAUAUUUUCCAGUUUGUACUCA
Erythranthe guttata (spotted monkey flower) is the source of this 1260-nucleotide messenger RNA. RefSeq names its product polygalacturonase inhibitor. The record is from RefSeq and is a predicted model, not a curated record. NCBI's taxonomy places the organism in Eukaryota, Viridiplantae, Streptophyta, Magnoliopsida, Lamiales, Phrymaceae. Gene Ontology annotation, molecular function: protein binding.